AGUCACAUGACUCUGCAGCCAGAGGUCGCAAUAGCUGACAGCAACUUUUUUUAAUCCUCAUGCUUUACGCAAGGUGUGUUUCAUCCUUAUAUUCCGAAACUCUACAUUUCGACACUUUUGGAUUUUGUUUUUAAAAAAAGAAAUAUGAGCAUCCCAGUGGUGGAUUUUGGCGAAUGCAGCCUGAGUAAGAAAGAAGUUUCUGGUGAGCAGCUGCAAAACUUGAGCAAAGAACUGAAAACAGCGUUCACAGAAGUUGGAUUUGUGUUUCUGAAAAACACCGGGAUUGUCCAGGAGGAGGUCGAUCGUGUCAUGGACAUAUCCAAGACAUUCUUCCUGCAGACAGAUGAAGAGAAAAAACCCUUCACUAGGAAAACCUUCCCUAAUAAUCUGAACCAUGGUUGGGUGUCUUUGGAGACUGAGAGGUUGAAUCCAAGUCGACCUGGAGAUCUAAAGGAGGCGUUCAACACUGCUUCACUGCACCCUGACAUAAAAUGGCCGUCAGCCGAAGCUGUAAAAAGCUUCCAGGAGAUCCAGACGUCUUUCUUCCAUCGCUGUAAGGAGCUGAGCCUGCGUGUGCUGAGGGUGAUGGCCGACAGUCUGGGUCUGGACCCCGAGGUGUUUCUCGGAGCUCAUCGUUUAAUAGGAACCGAUGGGAACGGUACGACACUGCGGUCUCUGUACUACCCUCCGGUGAACAGCGAGAAGGCGAAGGAGGGUCAGCUGCGAUGUGGAGAGCAUUCAGACUACGGCAGCAUCACCUUGUUGUUCCAGGGCUCGGAGGGUCUGCAGGUGCGAAGGCGUUCAGGUGAGUUCAUCUGUGCUCCCAGCAUCCCCGGAGCAGUCCUCGUCAACAUCGCGGACCUGAUGCAGUGCUGGACCAGCGACCAGUUUGUCUCUGUGCGCCACAGAGUUUUGCUGCCCCCUGCUGGUGACUCCAGCACACGUCAGUCUCUGGCUUUCUUCGUCCAGCCGGAUGACGAGGCUCUGAUCACCUGCAUUGAUGGCUCCAACAAAUACCCUCCUGUUACAGCCGGCGCCUACCUCAUCGAGCGCUUCAACGACUCCUAUGGACGAAGCUGAAUCUCCACCCAUGAAUUAUUUUAAUUGACACACACAUUGAC
Molecule: messenger RNA, 1121 nt
Organism: Scomber scombrus (Atlantic mackerel)
Lineage: Eukaryota; Metazoa; Chordata; Actinopteri; Scombriformes; Scombridae
Exons: 8
Coding region: 145-1080 (311 amino acids)
Molecular function (GO): dioxygenase activity
Source: RefSeq, a predicted model, not a curated record